Molecule: messenger RNA, 2112 nt
Organism: Marchantia polymorpha subsp. ruderalis
Lineage: Eukaryota; Viridiplantae; Streptophyta; Marchantiopsida; Marchantiales; Marchantiaceae
Source: the annotation of a GenBank genome assembly
UGUCUGUAAGCAAACGAACUCUCUCUCUCUCGGAGCGCCACAUCGCUCACUGGCCAGUGCCAGCCAUCGACCCGGGGGGAACGAAAGGCAAGCGUGCGCUUCUCCCGUAGAAAGCCAGGAGGAGGACGACGAAGAUUGGGAGAGCGUCGAGGAAUCGAGCAGCAGCAGCAGGAGGCCGAGGACGGAGCUGCGCACGCAAAGGCUCAGCGGAGGAGGAGGAGAGCAGAGGAGAGCAGAGGAGCGCAAGUGCAGGAGAGAAGAUGAAGAAGAAGGCGUUGCUCAUCGGGUGCAAUUAUCCCGGGACGAAGGCUGAGCUUCAUGGAUGUGUCAACGACGUAUCGAGGAUGUACAAGUGCUUGACGGAUCAAUUUGGCUUCGCCGAGGAGGAUAUCACCGUCAUGAUCGACACCGAUAAUCGCUCAGUUCAGCCCACGGGAGUCAACAUAAAGAAGGUCCUCCGACGCCUGAUAGAUGAAAGCGAGCCUGGCGAUGUUCUGGUCAUGCAUUACAGUGGCCAUGGUACACAGGUGCCUGCCGAAUCUGGCGACGAGGAGGAUGACGGGUAUGACGAGGCCAUUGUUCCCUGUGAUCUCAACCUUCUGACAGACGACGAUUUUCGAGUGCUUUUCAAGGAUAUAAAAGAUGGAGUGAACUUCACAUUCAUCUCCGAUUCGUGUCACAGUGGGGGGCUCAUCGACCACGAGAAGGAGCAAAUAGGAGGAACGGCAAACCGCGACUUCCCCACGGGAAUGGGAAUCCCCAGAGGAGGAGAGAGAGGAUUCGACUUUGGUGGAGUGUUUGGUCGACGAGGUGAAUCGGAUUCCGGCCAUCAUCACGGGCACCACAGGCAUCACCACAGGGACGAGGAGGAGGAGGAGGAAUCUGAACGCAGCGAACCCGUGGAUUUCGUCAACAAGUCCCUGUCCAUCGAAACUCUGGCCGAGAUGCUCAGUCAGAAAACAGGACACGAGGUGAAACCUGGUGGAAUCAGAACCAGUCUCUUCGAGCUCUUCGGAGAUAAUGCUAGCCCCACCGUCAAGGUCUUUGUGAACUUCAUCGCCGAAAAGCUCUCUGGUAAAAAGCAAGGUGAAGGAGCAUCGGAGGGUGGUGGUGGUGGUGGUAGUGGUCAUGGCAUCUGGGGUGCCAUAGGCGGUCUGGCAGUGGACUUUCUGAAGACCAAGCUGGAUGGAGACGAUAGUAAACCAGCUCAUCAUGUGCCCUCUUCAGGAGUGAAUCUCUCGGGCCAUGCCGGGAAGAAGCCAGAUGCAACAGAGCGGGUGGCUGAUGAGACUGGCGUGCUGGUGAGUGGCUGCAUGUCCAAUGAAACAUCGGCAGACGCCAAUCCCACUGGCAACAAGGCAGAAGCUUAUGGAGCUUUGAGUAAUGGUAUUCAGACCAUAUUGGCCAAGAGGGGAGGGCCGAUCACUAAUGGAGAGCUUGUUACUGAGGUGCGCAAGUUGCUGAAGAAGCAGGGAUUUACGCAACACCCCUGCUUGUACUGCAGUGAUGCGAACGUGAAUCAACCAUUCAUUUGUAAGUAGCCAGUCAUUGGAAAGGUUUGACUUGGACAAUGUGAGCUGAGCUUUGGCUCCGUGAUUUGGAAAUACCUGAUGGUGUGAGGUGAAGAAGGGGUGUCGUGAGGACACGAGCGGAUCCAAGCCUCCUUGGCAUGACAGUCAGAGUGUGUGGGGUGCACCACAGAAGUUUGCAGUUUCUCUCAGAUAGCCUUCGAGUUCUGUACACGGACGAGCAUUGUGAGAUACACACUGCCGAGUGCUACCGGUGGUGCCGUCAGUGGUGCCGUCAUCUGUGUGUUUCAACUGUUUUUAGUUUCUUUUCUUCCGUUUGUUGGGUGUUUCACUCGAUCGACCCUCAACUGUAUAAAAUGAUUUGUCUUUGAUUCUACCGAAGGUUUUUGAUGGGAUUCGAACCCAUUUUAGUCUUUCGACGAAAUAGUUGAUUCAGAUGACUGAAACAUACAACUCAUGUGACAUACCAAAUUGUUCUAUUAUCACAGCCUUCAGACAGAGAGCGAAGCAACUGUCGUCACUUUUGCCCACAUCGUGAAAAUUUAUAUAUUUGUAUCUUCUCAUUCACAUCAUCACAUUGACC